AUGCGCGGCGUGACUGCCACGUACAGGUUGACAGCUGCAGUUGAGGCUUCCCGAUGCUGCUGCCACCCGGCUCUUGCUAAGGCCAGUAACCCGCUCUCACCUUCUUCGUUUUGGGAGCAGUUAGUGAAAUACAGCGUGAUCUCGUCGUCACGAUCAGGAGGUCGGCGCAGCGGUUAGGACACGGCACCAUGAACGGCCAGCUCGACCUGAGCGGGAAGCUGAUCAUCAAAGCCCAGCUGGGCGAUGACAUCAGACGUAUUCCUAUCCACAACGAAGACAUCACUUACGAUGAGCUGGUGCUCAUGAUGCAGCGCGUCUUCAGGGGCAAACUGCAGAGCAGCGACGAGGUCACCAUCAAGUACAAGGAUGAAGACGAUGACCUCAUAACCAUAUUUGACAGCUCUGACCUCUCCUUUGCUAUCCAAUGCAGUAGGAUUCUCAAGUUAACUUUGUUUGUGAACGGUCAGCCAAGGCCUUUGGAGUCCAGUCAUGUCAAGUACCUGCGCAGGGAGCUCAUCGAGCUGAGGAAUAAAGUCAACACGCUCCUGGAUACUUUUGAGCCAUCAAAAGAGCCCGGCGUGGCCACCACAGCACCAGAAAAUGAAGCAGUUGAAGGACGUGAAGGCAAGAUGGCGACAACAGACUUUGCUGCGAAGCACGUGACCCCGGUCAGCGCGGCCAGUAUGUCUGCCUUUGACCCCUUAAAGAACCAGGACGAAGUCAACAAGAAUGUCAUCUCUGCUUUCGGUCUGAGCGAGGACCAGCCCCCAGCUCCGCCAGCAGCGGUAGCCCCAGAGGAGCGCUCAGGGACCCCUGAUAGCAUUGCUUCCUCCUCUUCCACAGUCCCUCAGCAAGGAUUGCCUCCCCAAGCGCAGGCCCCCUUUUCUGGAGGACAGCAGGGAGCCCCAGCUGGCAUGGAUGGUCAGGUGUACCAGCAGUACCAGUCCCCAGGUGGGUACCCUCCACAGCAGCCGGGUGCCCCGCCUCAACAGUAUGGAAUGCAGUAUCCUGGUAAGAGUGACAAAUGGUCAAAGAAGUGCAGCUUUUGUUGCAUUCUCGGCCUUUUUUUUUUUUUCUUUAGCAGGGUACAGUCCCCAGCCGGGAGCCCCUCAACCUGGUCCACAGCAGCCACAACCACAGCAGUUCCAGAACUACGCACCCCCCUCCUCCCAAGCCCCAGCCGCAGGGCCGCCGGCCCCAACCCCCAGCUUCCAGGGUGGCCAGCAGCCACAGCAGCAGCAGCCUCACCCUCAUCCUCAGGGACCCCAGCAGUACCCACCAGGAGCCUUUCCUCCCCAAAACUAUACUACCCAGGCAUCGCAGCCUGCCAACUACAGCAUGCCGCCCACCUCCCAGCCUGCUGGUUACCAACCUCGCCCAGGAUACACCCCGCCUCCGGGCAGCACGGUCACCCCUCCGCCCGGGGCUGCUAACCCUUAUGCCCGCAACCGGCCCCCUUACGGUCAGGGCUAUGCUCAGCCAGGCCCUGGGUACCGAUAAAAGGUGCUCGUGAUUUGAUCCAUGACCCAACCUUUGUGAUUUCAACUGUUUGGACUGGUUCACUGCUCUGACUACCCCCCCCCCCCAUCAUAUGAAUAUAAAAUCCAAAUUUGAAACAGGCAACUCCCCAGUGUGAUGGUUACUGUUUGUACAUCACUGGCCUUUUGGUGUUGUAAUUAUGGCCCUUCUUUUCUUUUUUUUUUGUGGGGUAUUUCAUCUCGUCAUCUUUUUUCUUGUUUUUGGCUUUGUUGCACUCAUCCGGAAGACCAAAACAGGCUGUUAAUCCUUUUUACAUCAUAGCGUGAACGACAUCCAUAUCCUUAAGAUGCCUCUUUCCCUCAGACACACUAACUGAAUUCCGAUGUUUUGUCUUUUUGUCGCCGCCAUUUUUGUUUUAAUCAUGACUAGCUAAAUGAAGGCAUACAUGUGGGAUCAAUCCCAGUGAAAUAUACAAGGUUUCCCUUACGGUCACCACGCCUUCGCGCUUUCCCUGUCCUGUCACCAGUUUUUACAGAUAUUUAAAAAUCUAAUGACACCUUCACGUGAGAUUAGUCGUUUAGUGUAUAAACUGUAACGUUGUUUUUUUUCAUUAACACAAUAAAUGAUUGAGACCCAG
Messenger RNA from Syngnathus acus (greater pipefish), 2116 nucleotides. It is a transcript of the gene tfg, whose product is annotated as trafficking from ER to golgi regulator. Gene Ontology annotation, cellular component: endoplasmic reticulum exit site. Gene Ontology annotation, molecular function: identical protein binding. Lineage: Eukaryota; Metazoa; Chordata; Actinopteri; Syngnathiformes; Syngnathidae. The coding region runs from base 189 to 1433 and encodes 414 amino acids. The transcript is spliced from 8 exons. Gene Ontology annotation, biological process: endoplasmic reticulum to Golgi vesicle-mediated transport; COPII vesicle coat assembly. The record is from RefSeq and is a predicted model, not a curated record.